AUGCUUCUUGUCAUAGCUUUCGCCACCAAUUACACAGGUCUGGCCCACCGUUCGGUGGAUAUAAGUCUGACUCCUUCUCAGGAUCUAUCAGCCCCGGAUCUAAAGGGUCCUCUUCGCCCCCAGGCAUAUGUCAAGCCACAAAACCAUUCUGCUCUGCACUAUGAUCCAUGCCUCCAAGACUUCACCAGUGACACCUUAAAAUCAAAGCACCAGCAGAAAAGUGGCAACCAGCACCAUCUUGUCUGGUCAGUGAGCUCAGAUACUGGAUCCACUUCUCAAAGUUGCUUCAUCAACACAGAACCCAGUCAAGAAGCAGUUAGUGCCACCAAGGUCCCUGCUCCAGAGCCAGGAGUUUCCUUCAGCAAAUCCCAAGCAAAGAAGUCCUGCUCUGGCAGUACGUGGGAGCAGCUGUCAGCCAGUAGUAAAGAGCUUGACAUUUGCAGUACAGUCCCACAACCCAACAACAUCAGCAUGGCCACCCAGACAAGCAGCGUCUCUGAGUGCAAUGGGCUUUUGCUUCUUGGUGAUCAAAAGGGAGAUGUGCAACUGGAGGCCCUUGAUCAGCCUGCUUGGAGUACAAAGAAAAAGUCCAGCAAAAAGGACCUGAUAAGUCAAACCAUCCAAACUGCAGGCAUCGAAUGGAUGAAGAGUGCUCAGAAAGCAUUUGACAGCAUGGAAGGGGAAAAGGAGUCUUACUCUAUGGACAGUGUGUUGGAUAUAUCUCCCUCAAAGCAGAAUUCCACUUCUGCUGGCAGUUGUGAAAGUGACACCAGUCACGUACGAAUUACUACCCCAAUAAAGUCUCUGUCUAUAUCUGACAAUACAUCUAGCCACAAAAGGAAAAAAAGGCAAUCUGCAAAAUCUUCCAUAGAGAAAACUAUCCAAGAGAAAAGUCUACCUUCUGGACUUGCUAUGAGCAGUGAAGUAGAAAACAGGACUAGCUCUUAAACAGGGGGAAGUAAAAAAGAUCUUCGAGCCUCAAAGCCAGGGAAAGUGACUGAAAACGAGUCCCCUUUAGUAGUUACCAACAGUGGUGUGCUCACUGACAAAGCUUCCCCUGACAGUGCUACCAGACUCAGAAAAUCUGUAGCUGCAACAUCCACUCUCCUACACACCAGUCUUCCCACAGCUGGCAAAUUAUCUGAAUUCCAGCACACCAAACAUGCAACUAAGCAGCGAUGGACCUGCAGCAAACCUAAAUCUAUCCUUUGGGAAAUCCCCAUGACAACAUCUGAGAAGCUGAUGGUGGAGGCUCCUUCAGCCUAUCCCAUCACACCAUCCAGCCCUCUGUAUAGCAAUACAGACAGUCUUACUGUGAUCACACCUGUCAAGAAAAAAAGAGGACGACCAAAGAAACAGCCUUUGCUCACUGUUGAAACCAUUCAUGAGGGAACCUCCACUAGCCCAGUGAGUCCAAUAAAUCAUGAAUUUCCAGGAACAAAGAAAAGGAAGAGGAGACAGAAUCUGGCCAAGUUAGCCCAGAUGGUCCCAGGAGAAGACAAGUCCAUCAGUGAACUCAAGUUUCAUGAAAAGGUUGGGAAGCUUGGGGUCUUGGAUAAGAAGACCAUCAAGACCAUCAAUAAAAUGAAGACUGUCAAGAGGAAGAAUAUUCUCAAUCAAAUCUUGUCUUCCUGCUCCAGCAGUAUAGCUCUGAAAGCAAAAGUCCAGACACCAUCUAGUGCUGGGCCAACCAUCAUUGAUGCCAGAAUAGGGAAGCAGAUCAAUGUCAGCAAGAGGGGGACUAUCUACAUUGGUAAAAAAUGGGGCAGAAAGCCAAGAGCAGAGCUGCAGCCUCAGCCAGAAGAACCUAAGACAUCCAUCAAGCACUCAAGACCUGUUUCCAGCCAGCCAGAAAACCCAUCAGUGCCUUCCAACCUGCAAUCACUUGUGGCAUCAUCACCAGCUAUUUAUCCACGUUCAACACAGUUAGUGGGGAAUAAUGGCAAUCUUAGCCCUGCAAGCACAAACUUUUCAGAGUUAAAAACUAUGCUAAAUCUUCAACCUAUCAGCACUCUUCCUACAAAAACACAGAAAGGAAUGCACAGUGGAAUUUGGAAGCUGUCUCCACCCAGGUUAAUGGCUAAUUCACCUUCCCACCUCUGUGAAAUAGGUUCUCUGAAAGAAGUCACACUGUCGCCAGUGAGCGAGUCUCACAGUGAAGAAACCAUACCGAGUGACAGUGGGAUAGGUACAGACAACAACAGCACUUCUGACCAAGCUGAGAAAAGCUCAGAAUCCCGCCAGAGAUAUUCCUUUUAUUUCAGCACCCUGGACAAUCCAGAG
This is a messenger RNA of Merops nubicus (carmine bee-eater), 2283 nucleotides long. RefSeq names its product SET-binding protein-like. The record is from RefSeq and is a predicted model, not a curated record. The annotation marks the transcript as partial. NCBI's taxonomy places the organism in Eukaryota, Metazoa, Chordata, Aves, Coraciiformes, Meropidae. The transcript has 2 exons.